Messenger RNA from Pseudopodoces humilis (Tibetan ground-tit), 1580 nucleotides. RefSeq names its product secreted frizzled related protein 2 (gene SFRP2). Lineage: Eukaryota; Metazoa; Chordata; Aves; Passeriformes; Paridae. The record is from RefSeq and is a predicted model, not a curated record. Gene Ontology annotation, biological process: canonical Wnt signaling pathway; non-canonical Wnt signaling pathway. Gene Ontology annotation, molecular function: Wnt-protein binding.
UCAGUCCCCGCCUGGCAGCAGGAGCCCGGGCUGGGGGACGCUGCCCGCGGCUGAGGUAGCAUCGCGCCGCCCGCCCCGUCACCCCGGCCCCCCGAGCCUUUCGCCAGCCCCCCCUCCACCUCCUCCGCGCCCCAAAAUGCAGCGCCGCCUCUGCGCCCUGCUCUUGCUGGCGUCCCAGUGCAUGGGCUCGGCCGCCGGGCUCUUCCCCUUCGGGGAGCCCGACUUCUCUUACAAGCGUUCCAACUGCAAGCCCAUCCCCGCCCCGAUGCUGCUGUGCCGGGGCAUCGAGUACCAGAGCAUGCGGCUGCCCAACCUGCUGGGGCAUGAGACGGUGCAGGAGGUGAUGGAGCAGGCGACCACCUGGAUCCCGCUGGUGCAGAAGCAGUGCCACCCCGACACCAGGAAGUUCCUCUGCUCCCUCUUUGCCCCGGUCUGCAUCGACGACCUGGACGAGAUCAUCCAGCCCUGCCACUCGCUCUGCGAGGAGGUGAAGGAGAGCUGCGCCCCGGUGAUGUCCGCUUUCGGCUUCCCCUGGCCCGACAUGCUGGACUGCAGCCGCUUCCCCAAGGACAACGACCUCUGCAUCCCGCUGGCCAGCAGCGAUCACAUCCUCCCCGUCACCAGGGAAGCACCCAAGGUCUGUGAUGCCUGCAAAAACAAAAAUGAAGAUGAUAAUGACAUCGUGGAAAACCUCUGCAAAAACGACUUUGCCUUGAAGAUAAAAGUGAAGGAGAUUGCCUACAUCAAUGGGGAUACCAAGAUCACCCCCGAAACAAAGAGCAAAACCAUCUACAAGCUGAAUGGGCUGACAGAAAGAGAUCUGAGGAAGAUAGUGCUCUGGCUCAAAGGUGGCCUCCAGUGUACCUGCGAUGAGAUGAACGACAUCAACGUCCCCUACUUGGUGAUGGGGCAGAAGCAAGCUGGGGAACUCGUGAUCACCUCGCUGAAGCGGUGGCAGAAAGGGCAGCGGGCUUUCAAGCGGUUCUCCCGCAGCAUCCGCAAACUGCAGUGUUAGUGGCUUCAUCCCUGGCUGUCCUCCGGCAGCCACCCCUGUCCCAAGCUCUCUGGGCCUCCCGCACCUUCCUGCUUUGGCCCCUGUGAGCUUCGAGAUGCCGUGGGCACAAGACACAGCGACCGCUCUCCAGGAGGGGAAGAACCCCUCCGUUUUUGUACAUAGGUUAAAAUGUAAUAAAAAAAAAAUAAUAAUGACUAUUUUUGGGAAGUAUUAAAGUAUCUCGCUUAAAGCUUGGGGGUUUUUUAUGGUUGCAAACGUGACUUUGGUCUGAGGUCUCUCCCUCUUCGUUUCGGUAAUGCUGGUUCAUUUAUGUUGCCGCUUCUCUGUAUGCGUGCAUGUUUGUUGUGCCACAGCAGGAGACGCAGAGAAAGCCAAGCAUGGCCUGUCACCACGGGCACAGCGCUUCCGCUGAGGUGACACGGCUUCCCGUCUGUAUUAACACUAUAAAGGUCACAUUAUGACUCUUGCAUGUGAUACAUAGGCACCAGUAAGAGUAUAUUAACCAUUCUCACAUUUUAUUUUCCACAAGUCUGAGCCCUUCUCUCUCAGAAAAAAAAAAAAAAAA